GAGAGCAAGUUGCUGCGCCGCUCCUGGAUUGUAGGAUUCGAAAAAUUUACUUGUGUUUGUAUUUGUGAUUCUUCACCUAUCCUGUGUGGGCGCUUGGCAUCGUGAGGAAAAUGCAUGCCUCAUUAUCUUGAUCGCAAGGUUGGUGAUAAUGCUGCUCGAAGGCGGGCCCUCGGGAUCCUAAGUUGCAGCGCCUCCGUUCCCCGCGACCUUUUUGUGCGUUCUCUGAAUUUCAUUGGUGUGCUUGCUUUCCACAUCUUGAUGGUUCUUGUUCUGCGUUGUACCACUUCCUUGUUACCGUAUUUCUCUGCCAUAAAUCUCCGGGCCGGCUCCUUUUCGUUUCCCGUUAAUUCCUGGAUGAUACGACUUGACGUGAGCUCACAAGGCUCAUGACUAUAAUUCGCGCCUGUCGCUCUCCGGAGCUUAGGAUGCGUUUAACUCUCCUGCCUCCCACAUGUCAAGUUUCAAAUCUGAGGCUUCCAUGAUCUAUCUUUCUCGCAUUCCUAUGCGUUAUCUGUCAGCUUGUUGACUCGUGAGCUAUCAAGAGAUGUUUUGAAAUAUUCUUGUCCAGCGGGAGUGUUGUGUGCUUUCAAACGUCUUAGAGACGAGGAAUCUUGCGCCAUCUGUGAAAUGGAGAUGGUCUAUGACGACGAUGUGGCUCGGUCUAAGUGACUGAUUAUGCCGGUUUUUUUUCUUUUUCGAUCCGGGCUGUUGGACAGUGCGAGGAAACUUGUUCUUAAAUGCACCAGGUUUUCUGAAUUUUGUCCAGGGGUGACCAUGGAGGUAGAUUGGAAGGAACUGCGUGGAAAGGUUGUGAUGACGAGUAGAUCAGAACAUCUGGGUAUGGUUAGACAAGAGCGUCUUUGACUGAGAUUGGAAACAGGGUGAGAGAGCUGGAGUUAGGUUGUGGCACUGGCGUACGAGACGGGAAGGAUGCCGCCCGCGUGCAGAACACUGGGGUUCUCAGGGAGCGUCGGGAGAGAAGAUGAAGAUGGUGUACCUGACGUGAAUGCGUUGCGGAUGCAGUUGUCGGUUAGUACUAUCAGAAGCUCUAGGAAAGUCACAUCCUCCCAAGGCUCGUCGUCUCUCACUUUCGAAGUUCCUGAUGCAGAUGAAGACUCCAAUGCACCUACGGAAAAAGAGACCCCUAAGGUUUUGAAUGUUCUGGCAGCUGUUCUUGACCGCCUUGUCACCAGGAAUGAACUAUUCGUCAACGCGCCUUCGCAGCAGGGCAAGAAAUUAACAAUUUUCCAUGGGUUGAGAGCCCCCAGCAUUAGCAUUGCGAAGUAUUUGGAGCGCAUUUUUAAGUAUACUAAUUGCAGUCCGUCUUGCUUUGUCGUUGCAUACGUGUUCUUGGAUCGCCUGGUCCACCGGCAACCGGAUUUGCUAGUCACUACUCUCAACGUGCACAGAUUGCUUGUGACGAGCGUUAUGGUGGCCACGAAAAUGCUCGAUGAUGUGCACUUCAACAACGCUUUCUUUGCUAGGGUCGGAGGUGUGAGUGUCGUUGAGUUAAAUCGCCUUGAGCUUGAGUUUUUGUUUCGCCUGGAUUUUAAGUUGUCCGUCACAAUUAGUGUGUUCGAGAGCUAUUGUACUUACCUUGAGAGGGAUAUAUCCGCUAUUUCUGAAAAAAGACCAGAACGAAGCUUGCCUGCAUUUGGCAGUGCACCUGCAAGUGUUUAUGGCACUGCUCCUGGUACUCCUCGGGGAAGUGCUCCUCAGACUCCGAAAGAGAUGUCUCCCAGGUUUAAGAUGCGAACACCUUCUGGAGCCCCAGCUUCGUAUAUGAGCAGAAAACAGAGUUCGUUACCGUAUCAGCAACCUCUAUCUCAGUAUUUUUUCAGAGAUUCACCGCCUAGUCGUUGAAAAGAAAACCCCGGCUAGUUUUGGUUCUCUUGAGAUUUAUAAGGCCUGUAGAUCAUGAAAGUCCAGCUGACGUCUUUAGACCUGUGGAAUGCUUUGUUCCUACGCCGCGGUGCUGAAAAUCGAUUUAUGGUAUGUGAAUCAAAUGCAGCAGCUGUUUUUAGCAAGUCUUGCCAAGGAGACCCAAUGAUACUGCCGAGAAUUUGAGGGAUCAAUACUUAAAAUUUCAGUUUAUAUCUCAGACAGACAAUCGGAAAUCACGGCAAAACAUUACCUCUAUGCUGCGAUGGCCUGGGCGCGUAUUAUAGUGUCGAGAAGCCUGUAGAAUUGAAGGUUAUCCUGGGACGCGAAGUACAAUGAAUGCGUAAGAAGUUGUAGCUUCUGAGCAGGUAUAGGAGUUUUACCAUGGGAGCAGGCCUUUGAGGCCUCCGAAUCUUUUGUCAAAGUUGCUUCAAUCUUCUGUCUAUGUCAAAUGAAGAAUAUGAGGGAGACAUCAUGAAGUACCUGUUCACACUGUUGGUACGAGGCUUAAAUACAUAGCAAGUGAAGUCACUACACCUCGAAAGAGAACGAGUUAUGCCACGUUGACUUCACAAUCCCAGCAGCAAGGGUCUUGGCAUUGCACCUUAAAUUGCGAUCCCCGUUACAGACGUGUAUCUGCUUGUGACGUUGUCAAAUCUUCAGUGACGACUAUGUUGGAUGUGCAAGCGAAUUGGGCAGAUUGUGCGCGUGUGUUCUUUUUCGAAUUUGAUCGGUCUUCGAGGGUUAAAUGCUGAACGUGUAACGGUCUUAGAAUUUGAAACUGAAGAAAAUAAAUGAGGAUUUAUACA
Messenger RNA from Physcomitrium patens, 2690 nucleotides. Its product is annotated as cyclin-U1-1. Lineage: Eukaryota; Viridiplantae; Streptophyta; Bryopsida; Funariales; Funariaceae. Gene Ontology annotation, biological process: regulation of cyclin-dependent protein serine/threonine kinase activity. Gene Ontology annotation, molecular function: protein kinase binding. The record is from RefSeq and is a predicted model, not a curated record.